AUGGGCUUCCACGGGCGUUAUACUACCGAGAAGGUGACCUACCCAUCUCACGGGGAGACCAUCGUCGGCAUCCUCUUCAAGCCCAAGAGCGUCACCAACCCGCCCGGUGUUGUCGUUCUCGGCCCCUAUUCAUUUGUCAAGGAGCAAGCUCCAUUGCAGUAUGCCUCGCGGCUCGCUGAUGAAGGUUAUGCCGCCUUGAUCUUUGACCCUCGCACUGUCGGAGAAAGCACCGGUCAGCCGCGGCGUCUGGAAAAUCCCAAGAUGAAGAAUGAAGACGUCGUCUCCGGCCUCGACUACCUCGCCGGUAGAGGCGAUGUUGAUGCCAAGAGAUUGUUCCUCGUUGGUGUCUGCCAAGGCGGUCCUGAGUGCUUGGAUGUUGCGUCGUAUGAUGACCGUGUCGUCGCCGUCGCCUCCGUCACGGGGUACUAUCGCGAUCACGAGACAGACGUCUGGAUGAUCUGCACUGGCUGCGUCAAUCUUGAGCCCGGCGUCGAUGUAGGAGCUCUGAAGAUGCCCACACCCGAGCAGGGGGAAGCCCUCUACCAAGCGCGUAUGCAGCGAGCCAGGGAUGCCAAAGCCCUGUACGAAAAGACGGGCGAGGUCACCUACCAGCCUCUUGUUGACCCCAAAGUGGCUGAUCCGGAUGUUGGCUCACUCGCUGGCCUUCCAGGACCUGUUGCGUGGUCGUGGUACGGCGCAUGGACUCUCAAGGGCUUCGAGAACCGGUAUGCGGUAAUGAGUGAUCUGGAUCACUUUGACUACACAACUGUGCCUGGGGUGGCUAGACUCAACAAACCGGCGCUGGUGAUUCACGGAGACAAUUGUAUGAAUGCACCUGCGGCAAAGAGACAUUUCGAGUCGAUUCCGACCAAGAACAAGAAGUUGAUCUGGGACAAUGAUGUAUCGCACUUUCAGCACUACGAGCAGCCAGAUUGUGUGGAUCGCAAUGUUGGCGAGAUUGCGGCCUGGUUUGAAGGUGUGAAGGUGUGA
Molecule: messenger RNA, 990 nt
Organism: Ilyonectria robusta
Lineage: Eukaryota; Fungi; Ascomycota; Sordariomycetes; Hypocreales; Nectriaceae
Product: Alpha/Beta hydrolase protein
Exons: 1
Coding region: 1-990 (329 amino acids)
Molecular function (GO): hydrolase activity
Source: RefSeq, a predicted model, not a curated record